Molecule: messenger RNA, 20486 nt
Organism: Paramuricea clavata
Lineage: Eukaryota; Metazoa; Cnidaria; Anthozoa; Malacalcyonacea; Plexauridae
Source: the annotation of a GenBank genome assembly
AUAUUACACAAGCUGGUCACAAGAUUGAAAAUCUUGACGAAAUUCUCCAAUUUUUAAUUUCUCAGCUGUUUAUUUUUGUAUUUUGCUUGACUGAAUGGAUGUAAUGAAUGACGACAAUGCUUCAAGUAAACAUUCAUCUGACUUGCUUCCUUCCAAUAUUUCACGUGAAGCAAACCGUUUUGGAAAACGACACAUUUUAGUCCUACUUGGGUUACUGGGUUUUAUAAAUGUUUAUGCACUUCGUGUGAAUCUCAGUGUGGCUUUAGUUGCGAUGGUGAAUUCCACUUAUACAAAUCAAAACUCGGAAGUGAGCAGCCAUGAAUGUACUCCUGAUAGUUCGACUUCAGAAAAGGUAUAAUAUUUUUUAUUGUUUGCCCAUAUUAAUUAAUAAAGUUGCGAGUGAACUUGUGAGUUGUGAGAGGCCAAAAGUGUAGAGACAUAUUCUAUGAUGUUGUCGACCACGGUGGGAGUCGAACCCAUGACCUUUAGUUUGCUAGUCCUGCAAUGCUCUACAUACUAACUGAGCUACGAGGUGAAGUCACUGCUUGAUUGGGUGAUUUUUCGGAACUCAGUUUUAAUCUGUCUAGGGGGAGAGCGCUGACACUCAGUGGUAAGGGCGGGUUCUCAUUUAAAGGGAAAAGUUUCUAGUGGGGUGCAAGCGGCACCACUGAGCGAGCUUUGGCAGGGGUUAGGCAUUAGAGUUAAGGCCUUGGUUCCGGUUUCAUAUUGUGAUCAAGGCCGGCGAGAGCCAACCACGGGUCCCGGGACAAAAUCAAAAUGACGAUUGGUAAACACAGGCCUCCUGUCCUUCUCGACUGUCCCGCUGGCUAUUUUUAAUCACAAUCAACGAGAGAAUUGCCAGCGAAUUACUUGCAAGAAAUCGCUGCAUAACUGAUAAAAAUGCAAUGUGAACGAUGUUCAGCUAACUGUUUUUGCUGAGAAAACGAUUGAAAAAAUAAUUUAUUUCGCAUUUUGUACGUUUUACGAUCGAUGACGACGAUUAGCGGAUAGUGUGCAAGUAGGCGUAUUUCAUUUAGGACAAACAUAAAGCGAUGAUAAACAAUACGAGCAUUUUAUUGAGAUUUCCGGGCCUCUCUGAGCAAUCCAGGCCCCGGGUAUUUUGCGCCCCUGCCCCCUCCCUCUCGCCGGCCUUGAUUGUGAUAAAAUUAGGGUAGAGUAGAUAGGUUGGAAAUAAUUAUUUUUUAAAAAUAUUUUUUGUGGUUUUCACGUUUUGUUUUUGCUGGGCGAUUUUCAGUACAGUCCCGACAUCAAUAUUAACUAGAGAUGCCUAUUUCCUAUGGACGAAUUUAGGCAAUUUGGUAUUUUGGUUCAAUAAUUAUUGUGACAACAGACACCAUUUUGUCAUGCUGUAUGAGCAGCCUGCAACCACACAGAGAAAAUAGGGUUGCAUGGUCAAUAGCGUUGAAAAAAAUAAUAUGGUCGGCAAAAAAAGUAGCGUCGGUCGGGAAACCGGAACCACAGGUAUUUUUAUAAGACUUUCACACAAUAUAGGAGGGGUGAAAUGAAAUUUUGGUAGGGUUGAACACUUCAUAAGAGGGGUUAGAGCUUCUAGAGGGGUAACACCCCCCCCCCCUCUAACCCCACAGUAAAUCCGCCCUUGCUCUGGCUGUGGGUUUUAAAACAUGAGGUUUUUCAAAUUUAUUACAAUGAGGUUUUUUACUGCAAAGAUAUUUGACAUGACCCAAAUUUAUUAUAUACCAAAGAUACUGUAAACGUUUCAUGCCUUCCAUGGCUGUUAGCUAGAAAUUGCUAUUUUAGUAUCAGAAGUACAUCAUGCAUGGCCUACAGCUAGGGAAAGUUUUGCUUUUGUUCCUAUAGACCCAUUGCACACAAUGUCACAGUGCCGGUGAUAAUGCAUCUGGAGGACAAAUUAGCAAUCUAUUCUAUAAUAUAACUUUUUGUAAACAAAGCGAAUUUUGUAAAACUUUAUAAUAAUUUUGCAUUAAAAUGGUUAAUUUUUGGGGCUGUAUGUGGUUGUUGUACCCGAACAGAUAUUGUUAAUUUUAAAGAGCAUCUGGAGGACUCUCUAAUGAUUUGUGAGUUGUGACGUCAGUGCAAUGGGUCUAUAUAACGGAAACCUCUCAAUAUAAGCCCCCUCCCCAAUGUAAACCUGCCCGUGUAUAAGCCAAACAUAUUUACUAAAGCUCAGACCAUUCGGAAUGAAUUAACUCCCCCGAAUAUAAGCCCCUCCGUGUAUAAGCCCAUGGGCUUAUUAUUGGACAGGUACUUAUUAACGCAGCGACAGGGAUUCCAGCAGCUCAGACGAGUGACGAUAAUUACAUUACAGUAUUACAAUACUAUUAAUAUGUUAACCAGCUUGUUUUAUCAUAUGUAAUUAUAUACUGUAUGUUUGUAUUUCGUUUCUUUCACGGUAUAUAUAAUUUACAGGUAUAAUAAAUAUUGUAUAGUAACCCCAAAUGUUCUCCGUAUUAUCCCCCCCCCUGGUAUUAGCCCAUCAAAAAUCAGGCCGAUUUUUGCCUUGUCCCUACCUAGAUAAUGGGAAUCGAUAGAAUUAUCUAUAUUUCCGAUUGUGUAAAACCGAUUGUUGAGAAAGUACGCAUCUGACAAAUUAUAUACAUUGCGCGGUGAUACACGUUGCGUUUUAACGCAGUGUGUUACCAUGACGAAAUUUAUGCGCGAAGCGUGGCUUUACAAACGGUUUCAACGAACUUUGGUUGCAGUAACAUGUUACGUUGGAAAUUAUAAUUAAAAAUUGAAAUGACUGACGUCACUUUUACUCCUUCAAUUGACAUUAUGACGUCAUUAUAAAAUCAGUAUCUGGUAGAUUGUUGCUUGGAUAAUCGGUAAUCGAUCAUUUCCGAGUGUGGCACAACUGGUCAAUAGGGAGCUUUAGAUUUGACUACGAGUACGACUACGAGUACGAGAUUCGUCAAGCUAAACGUAUGCUGUAUGCUUACGCCAUCCCGUACUGACGCUAAAAAGUCGUAGCCGUCGCCCAUCUGAGUACGAAAUUGUGGAGAAACCUCGUAGUCCUCACGACGACUUUUCAAAAAACCCCAAAGAAAGUUGACUUUUUUUUGUUUUGCAAAAAUAAUAUGUAGCAUUUAUAUAGCGUUUAUCCGGCGCAAAUAAUAUAUCAGUGCUAAAUAUCUGGCCUGUUUCUAAUGUUAUGACUUAUUUACACGUUUUGUAGGGUAUUUUAGUCGGCAGGAGAUUUACUUUAUGAAACUUUUUCUCUAGUUGUUGGUUUACUGUUAUAAAAGCAACAUUUGAAUGGAAACGAAAACGACUACGGUAAUUUCCUCGCACGCGAUCAAAUCUCGUACUCGUAGUCAAAUCUAAAGCUCCCUAAUCACUAUUCUAAGCCACCACUGGACAUUCAAUAACUUACGAGUAUGGGACUUCUGCCGGUGGCGGAGUCGUCAAAGCAAACGCCUUUCACAACUGAGAUGGUGGCUCGAUUCUCGCUACGGACUCGUGUGACAAGAUCGAGUCAGUCAACGUUCUGCCGAAAGUCGUGGAUUUUCUCCAGGUGCCCCGGUUUCCUCCCACAUGGAAAGUUGACAGGGUGCAUGAGGAUAAAGUUGUAAAGAUAAAAUAGUCUAGACUAAGCAUGUACUGUAAUUAAGUGAGCGUAUUAUACUUGGUAUAAAGCAUAUUUACAGUGCGUCUACAGUAAGUGGGGCCACUUAGAGAACACUAACCAAUCGCAUUGCAGAACAAAAAGAAAAUUCUAAUCAAACUAAAGCUCGUCCAAUCAAAAGAAAGAUUCAGGAAGCCAUUAACUGCAGUGUUUACUUUUACAAAUCUAUUUUUACCGUUUGACAUUCGUUUAUUUGUUCAAAUUGUUUUUGCCCUAAUGCUGAUUGGCUAAUGCGCCGUUUGUUGAUUUUUUCAAUUUUUGUUCUGCAACAUGAUUGGUUAGUGUUCUCUAAGUGGCUCCACUUACUGUAGACGCACUGUAAUCAUAUCCACAUGUAAAUUUGCGCCAUAGAAAUGUUAUUUUAAAAUAACAUGUAUAUAACGCGUGUUCUGAUUGGUCAAAACCCGUGUUUGGAUCAGGCCAUCCAAACACGGAAGACUAUCGUGUUGUUGUUAUUUUAUAAAACAAUUACUUUAUGGUUUCCGUGUUUUGAUGGCCUGAUCCAAACACUUGAGAGUGUUGCUCGAGUUAAGAAAAGCGCGCAAAAUCACUCGCCUUCGGCUCGUGUUUCGCGAGCUUUUCUUAACUCUCGCAACAUUCCCGCGUGUUUGGAUCAGGUCAUUCAAACGCGGAAACCAUAAAGUAAUUGUAUAAUCUUAAUAUGCAUUCUUUACAUAUGCAUUCACAGAGUGAAGACGGGACAUUUGAAUGGGAUCAAGAUACCCAAGGUAUGACAUGAACACCGGUUAAUACCGAAUAGUUUUUAUUUGACAGACAAGGAAAUUUCGUUUAUAAGUGUACGCUUCUUGAAUAAUCAAAUACAAAUUCCAAAUAAAUUUAAACCCUAAAAUCUACAAAUAAGAUUCAGAGGAAAAUCUUUUUCGUGUUACAUAACACGCGCUCAAAACUAAUAGGCCUAAUGAAUAUACUUUUGCACUUAUGACAAAAUUCAAUUUUUUAAUUGUGAUACAAUUCCCGGUAAUCGGCUUGCAAACAAACUUAAUAAAUUCUUUUUAAAAAUACGUUUGCUACUUUUUCUGUAAAAUUAUCGUAACAUGAAGAGAUUUUAGGUGGUACUCCAAAAAGAAAAUAAUGUCUGAAUUCUGUAAGUUUUGCUUAUAUUGUUGUAUAUGGCGUCAAUUUUACAGCAUCAAUGAAGAUUGUAUUUAAAUCUGCAAUAUUUCACUAGUAUUUUAUGUUUCUCGACAGCUACAUACAUUUAAUAAGGUUGCUAACUGUGUAAAAUACAAAAUGAUGUUAAAACAAAGUAAUUUUGACAGGAACUAAAAAUAUUUUAGUAUUUGAACUUUUUCAUUGCAAAUAGGUGACAUUGAAAAAAGUCGAACUGACUCGAACUCCCAAGGGAAGUGAAAAAUUGUUCCAGUUAAACGGGCGUUCGAGUUAAUGGGGUCGCUGUUGGAUUAAUUUUGUGCUUUUCGAAGACAUACCGUCUAUAUUUCUCUUUCGACACACUUUAGAUUAAUUGAUUAAAAUCAUGUUAUAUACAAAAAAAAACUUUUUAAAAAUUAUAACGUUGGCGGUAAAAUAAAUCGAUUUCGCUGUAACACAGCCUCUUAAGUACUCCGCCAUUUUGGUUUUAAAAUAUGUACUUCAUAUAGUUAAAAUAGCGCGUUGAAACUUUGUGUAACCGUCAACUUAGUGCCUUACUCUUCACUCUAUUACUACUCGGAGAAUUCUAAAAUAAUUCCACUCGGUUAUUGAGUUCAUCAAUUCACCUUUCUUUAUCUUGUUCAUCUUCACACUCUCCGAUAUCUGUAUCAACAUCGCAUCAUUGCCAUACCUCCCUGUCACAUUCAUCUGAAAUGUUUGCACCUCACCACCAUGCUUUUCCUUACAAUGUUUCCAUAGAGUAGAUUGUUCCUUUUUCCCUUCAUACAUCUUGACAUGUUCCCCUCCUCUGACAUACGCACUUCUUGACGUUUCGCCCACAUAACAAUGUGAGGGCCCUCUAAUGUGAACAUUGCCCAAAUUUCGAAUGUUUCGAAUUUUUCUGAACAUAAACUUUAUUUCAUAUUCGUUUAGAAGCAUAGCGAACCAAAAUGGUGUUAGAUAUUCAAAUAGUACAUCAUAUUUUAAAAAUACAGCAGUUCAAAAUGUAAAAAAAACCCUUUGUUUACAUUACGGACUUGACUUCCACUUUAAACUUUUUUGAAAUUUUCUUAUUUUUUUUUUAAAUUUCUUAAUGUCUAAAUGUGACUUACGCACGUGACUGCAUACAUUUUUCAUGUAUAUUAUUAAUAAGUAAUACUAUAGUGUGGUUUCUCGUGCAUUUUGAAAAAAAAAAUACACUCGUGAGUUUUUCAAAGACUUCAACUUCGUGCAUGUUUUUUUUCCAAAUUGCUCUCGAAACCAUACUAUUAGGAAUUCGAGUUAAGUGAGUUGGAGUUAACCGUUGUAAAUAUUAAAUGAGUGUAAAGAUUGGGUUAAAUCCAGGGGAAAUCAAUUGGAUUUCGUUCGAGUUAGCGGAGAGUUCGAGUUAAGCGAGUUCGAGGUAACGGGUUUCUACUGGAAUGAAUUAAUUUUGCAAUUGUUUUUGACAGGGAUAAUUCUAGGAUCAUUCUUCUACGGCUAUAUUUUCACUCAACUGCCUGGAGGCUGGAUAGCUUCAAAGUAUGGCGCCAAACGAGUUAUUGGUUUUGGUAUAUUUUGGACGACUGCCUUGACGCUACUAACACCCUUGGCUGCAAGGUUUAGCCUCUAUGCGCUGGUAGCACUUCGAAUUUUGGAAGGGCUGGGUGAGGUAAGUGUCAAGACGAAGUUCGAUUAUUAUACAGUACCUGUGAACCUUUUACCCUGGACCUAACCAGGAGCAUUCAGUUGCGAAAAAUGCAACUAUAGGCCCUCUGGCAGGGAUUGGACCUGCGGCCCUGCGAUUCCGGUGCAGCACUCUAACCAACUGAGCUAUAGAGGCCAGUUGUCGAGCUCCAUGGCUGCAAAUUACUGUCGGACAUCAGACAAUGUCCGACUAAAUUUGGCAAAUGUCCGAGCAAAGUAAUUUUGAUCAGAUAUUGGUCCGAUCACAAAAAAAAUUGUCACAUUAUACAUUUUUUUUGCCGUGACAAAAUCCGAUUGCAAAUUCACUCAAUUUGCAUUUUGCAAUAAAAUUUAUGAGGCGAUCUAGCAUUUAAUUUUACUUAACGUUGCGCCGGAAUGGCAUACAUACUUGUCUCGUGACUUAUAUAUAUAUAUCUUGUGACGUAUAUAUGUCCGACCAAAUUUAGUGAUGGUAGUUUUUGUACGACCAAAUUCAAGUUAUGUCCGACCAAAAUUAAAAGUGAUCGGACAAAUGUCUUGUCAAGUCAAACAUUUAUUUGCAGCCCUGGAGCUCUAACCGCAAAUUCGUCUAUAUACACCAAAUUCAGUUAAGGUUGUAUAAGCGCUUAAAGCACGAUGCAUUCAGUAUAUGUAAUUGAUAGUCCGAACAUUCCGUAGUUACGUGGUGGUUACAGUACGUUCAAAAACCGUUUUGGUAUCGGCAUUACCGUUGAUUUUCACUUUUCUCGGAUUUUAUUUGCUCGUCUAACCCAAUUCAAUAGCAAACCUGACAGAAUUCAUUGGAUUUUUGAAGUUAAACUUUUUAAUGUUAAGAACGUUGGUUUGUGUGAUCUCACAAUAAUAACGCUUUUCGCGCUUAGAAGUCAAAGUUUGGCGGUUUGCUCUGGACAACCUUAAUUGAAUUAGCUGUACACUAAGGUGAUAUGCACACAGACACACAUACAAACGCGAAUGAAAACAUAAUCUCCUGGCGGAGGUAAUACAGUUGUUGUUUUUUCGACCUGUUCUCGUCAUGGGUGUCAGAUUUUGGGAUCCGAGGUAACCGCGUUACCUGCAAGUGACUGAAGCUAACUACCAACCUGUCACUUACCUGUGUCAGAAGGUCUUGUGCACGUUAGUAUGAUAGAAAAUUUCAAUAUUUCCCAGUAUCCUAUUGGAAUCUUUACAGACCAGAUUUGAUAUAGUGUAUUUUUUCUAUAACAUUUUAUUUUCAAACUUUGUGUGGUUAGACUAUUUUCCAGUUCUGUGGCUAAUUUUAUUUAUGAAAUCUGAAGCCGUCAAGCUCUGAGUUGUGUUUCCUUUUGCUGAAAUUAACUUUCUCGUGCCCAAUUGCUCAAAAGGUUCCUCUGGUGACCCAGUCCCCUGUCGCACCUCGCAAGCUACGAGGUUCCAAACCUGCUCAGGCUGCUCGCUUUGUUCGCAGGGCUAAAGCCUGGUUUCCAUAACGUUUCGUAACGGUCGUAAAGAUUGAGUCACGAUCUUUCUCAACAGCUGAAAUACAACAGUUUACAACUGAAAAUAGACAGAGUGGUUAAAAAACAGAGAAUACUUAUGAUUUAUAUGUGAUUUACAGAAAAACUAUUAUAAUCUGGCCGUUGAGAAAGAUCGUGACUCUGUCUUUACGACCGUUACGACCAUAUGGAAACCUGGCUUAACUGGAAAUUAUUUUUGGUAACCGGCAAGAAAAGUAAAUAUACAGGCAAGGUUUUCGCUAUUCGUUUUUUUCCGUAUUCGUUUUUUUUCGAUAUUCGUUUUUUUGUGGCGAAGUGGUCAGUGCACUUGCCUUUCACCUCUAAGGUCGCAGGUUCAAAUCUCAGUGAGAACUUUCUCAUUGCGACUUGAACCCAGUCCUCAUGUGAAAAGAGUAUCAAGUCAACGCUUUGCCGAAAGUCGUGCCGGGUUUUCUCUGGGUAGCGCGGUUACCUCCCACAGGGAAUGUUGACAGGGUGGGUUAGGUAUGUUGUGGUGACCCUGCCCUAGUUGGCAAAGCUAAAUAAAUAAAUAUGAUCUCCUUACCCUAUUCUCUGAUUCAUUUAGGGUGUAACAUUUCCAGCAAUGCACGCGAUGUGGAGUUAUUGGGCACCACCGUUAGAGAGAACGAAAUUAGUUCCUGCCACCUACUCUGGUAAGAUUUACACUACGUUCAAGACUACACCCAAACGAAUUCGGGCAGAAUUUACUUGUGUUCACACUGCGCUGUUACAGUUUGUUUACAAAUUUUAUUAUUAGCAUGACAAAAUUACUGGAUACUGAUUGGUUGAGAGGAGUACAAUUAUUUCAUUAAUUAUUUAUCUUCUGUAAUCAGUGGCAAAUACUGCAAUUUCAUUGGUUGACAGGAGUGCGAUUUGAGCAUUAAUCGCACCUUUUCUGAGCUGUAAUCGCCCUCUUGUCUACAGCCAAUGAAAAUCAGUCUAGUAUUUACAACUAGCCAAUCAGCAUUCAGGAUACAAACUUUGAAUUUUAUUUUCUUUAUUGCUGUAAAAAAUUUCAAAAUGGAGGAAUUCACAAAUUUUGACCUUUUAAUUUUUAAAUCAGCCCUCGAAAACCGUCAAAAUUGAGGUCGGAAAAAAAAUGCCGACCUAAACCUGACCUAGCUCGGUACAUCUCGGCAUUUUUUAAAAUCUGUUUCCAUGUCUUGGAGCACUAGUAGCCUGCACUAGUAAUCACGUAUUUACGAAUCAUUGAAAAGUAUAAAUGUCACGAAGCCUUUUCUUUUAGAGUUUUACCUAAAUUAUAUCAUAAAUAUACCCGUUAAUUCUUAAACCUUACACCAAAGUACAUCGAAUUCUAUAAUCGCUGACUUUUUAACAGCUAUAAGCACCAAAAAAGAUUAUUACUUUGGCUGAAUUAAGGUCGGCAAAACAUUGCCGACAUGGGAGGUUGAUAGGUCGGCAUUUACUGUAGGUCGGCAUUGCCGAAUGCAGAUCUCGUUUUCGAGGGUUGUUAAAUUAUAUAUUUUCUGACGAAAAUGACCUACCUGUUCAUCCAGCAGAAGACACCGAACUAAACACAACCAGGAUUUAUAUUUCCAUCCAAUUUCAGAUGAUUAAUUGAAUUAGAGAACUUCACUAUUUUGAACACGUUAUAAACAUACAAACAUGGCUUCCCAAUUGUGUGUUGAAUAAUUCAAACAAAUGUUGUCAUGUGAUUAUACCGGAAAUAAUGCCCGGAAGUUAAUAAUAUGUUAAUUUGAUUGUAUAUGAUAAACAAUAAUUCAAAAUUGUACUAUUUCACUAAGAAUUGUCGUGACAAAAAUUUAAUAAUUAUAUUGAACUUCAACAAAUUGUAUUUUUCUGCUUUUCCCCCUUAAACAGUUUGAUUACAGAAGAUAAAUAAUUAAUAAGUAAUAGAACAAAUUAAGUCGUACUAUUAAUGCCAUAAUCAUACUCGUGAUUAACAAAUCAACCUCCCGCUACGCGGUCGGUUGAUUUUGUAAUCACUCGUAUGAUUAUGGCAUUAAUAGCACUCCUAUUCGUUCUAUUACCAUCAUUAAUUGUACUGCAGUACAAUUAAAAAUUAAACGAGACUUACCUGGUAAGUUGAAGUUUGAUUGGAAUUCUACAAGUCAUCAGUCAGGACAUUCCUCCGUUCCUGACUGAUGACUUGUAGAAUUCCAAUCAAACUUCAACUUACCAGGUAAGUCUCGUUUAAUUUUUAAUUCUACUACGUCAUCAGUCUACGUCACUACGGAAUUACAUGAGAUUUCAAAGUCCUGUUCACACACACGCCAAUGAGUAGAUCAGUCAAUGGUUUACGAAGUUACUAAACCAUGAUAUCAUCUACUAACAAACGAGCCGACAUGAUCACAUCUGCGCAAGGGCAGAUACAAAAAAGGGAAUCAUUAGAUUGUGAGGUUGGGCUAACCUCUUCUGUCUACAAGAAAUGCUAGUAGUAGUAGACUCCAAAUAAAUAAAUAAAGGUAAAGAUAAUUUCCUCAUGAUUCUUUUUAAAUUCCCUUAAAUUAAAUGCAUUGCCAUCAAGAAGCAAUGAACAAUUGUUGCCAUAAGAUUGCAAACCCGUACCCAGGCUGUUCCCUGGUACCGAUACGACUCACAAUUCUUUACCAUAAGACGGAAUUUUUCUUUGUAUUAAGCAUACAGCCUGCAGUGUAUCUCGAGGCUGUCAUAAAGCCAAAAGUUUCCAAUAUAAGUGCCAUUGGCAUCGAGGAGUUUAUAACUCAAGGACGAAAGAACUUUUAUACUCUUCCUGAAUUGAAAACCUGGUUGCAGUAACUUACACUAAUUUUGAAAUGAAUAUUUUUUCUGAUGUCACACGACAUCUUUGCAAAUUAUAUAUAAGGUCAUUACAGUAUCAUCAGACCGUUAUGCAAUAAACGCUGAACUGACCAUUGAAACCUCAGCGUUGACUAAUAUCACGUAACCAACACAGCAAAUAUCAUGAUUAUUAGAUUACAUUGAUAUCGAAGGAACUAGACUCAGUUCCAUGCUCGAACCAACCUGACCGCGUAGCUCAAUUGGCAGAGCAUUGGGCUAGUAUUCCAAAGGUCGUAGGUUCGAUUCCCACCGUGGCCAGGCAUAUUUUUCAAGCCUGCCCAAUGUCUCACAGUAACAUCACAAGCAUCAUGAAACUGAUAUAAGGAUUAAGGGUUCUAUAUGACACAAAUUAAUGUAUAUAUAGUUAAGUAAAAAUAUGCAUUUGUUCCAUAGCUCCGUCGUUAUUAUAAUUCAGAAGCUGAUGAUAGAAAUAAUUCUGUACAAUGAAAAGGAAGACAAAUGUGCCCAAAUAGGUACUGAUUAGUACAUUAUGAUUCUGAGUGCAUGAUUCAUAUAACAUCAAUGUUCUAUAAGUCUAGCAAUUUCAAAUACAUAUGUCAUAUAUUGUAUAUUAUCACCCCUCUCAAUAUUAUGGUCCCAUGGCCAAUUUGUGUACUGAAGUCUGUUUGUAAUAAUUAAGUGUAGUAUGCCGCUCGCUGCCGAUCGCAUUUGGACAUACAGUCAUACCGUUAAAGGCCAUAAGGCUUCGAAGUGAAGGCGGUGAGCAUAUAGUCAUAACCACAACCAUUUGUAUUUGGAGAGUAUAUUCCUUAAUAUUUCUGUGGCACGAAAUAUGUGUUAAAUACAUUGUAUGUGCACACGAAAUUCGCCAAAAAGGACUGGUUGAUCAGUGUUGUUCUGUGACUGUGUGGGGUAUCAUAGAAACGUUUACAUCCGAAACUUACAAUAGGUGAAGGGAAAAGAUCUUGGGCCGUUACAACAGUAACAACACUAACAUUAUUGUAGAGAUAUUCUGUUGAAACAAUCAGGGGACAUUGUUAUUGGCUUAAAUUGCAUAUUAACGCGAGAAUCAAAGCAACAUUCGAAAAUAAAUUUCGGUCAGUUGCAUGUUUUCCUGAGUCAGGGUGCAUGGUAUAUUGGUCCGCAAAGUUUCUCGCUGUGCCCUUUCUACAUACAUUUACAUGGUAACCACAUGACUGACAAGAAUUGUCCCUUGUAUUGAAUUCCUCUUAUUUUAUUAUAGCCAUAUGCAAUGCCAAUGGGGUUAAAUAGCCAGUAAAUGUAACAUGCAUAUUGCAUUCGAGUGACAGCCGGUUCGUCAGUUUUGAAUUUUGUAACUGUUAUUGUUAUCAGACCAUUUAAAAUUCAUCAUAACCAUUACUCAUUAGCACGUAUACCGACGGUAUAGUCGAGUUUACCAAGACUGAAUAGUAUCGCAUCACAGGCAUUGCUAUUUGGUAAUUGGUCUUUGUACUGUAUUGUCCUUUGAAGGAAUGUCAUUCUAUAAAUGCAAUGUUUGUCCUGCAGUCCAGAACAACAGUGAUUGCAGCAGAUGGACUAUGUCUAUUAUAUAUGACAUAUGUACAAGGUGUUUAGCCUAUGGCUAUGCCAUGUUAAACAGAUAAUGAUUCACAAAAUAGGAUAGUGCAACUUCCCAAUGCCAAUGGUGUGUUGUUAUUGUUAUAUGAAACAUUGUCAUUGAGUACCAGACCGCUCUACUGUUCCAGUCUGGCCUGAUUUGUUUGGCUUGAAGCGGAGAUUGGGUAUAUUUCCAUACAUAAUGACCAGUGAAUAUUCUACACUGCUGUUCUUAAAUUCAAGGCAUAGCAAAUUACUAAUCUUUAUACUUUAAUACAAAUUGCUUUGGCUAUACAAAAAGUCCCCAAGAGGUUAAGAUAAUGAUGUCCAAUUUUGUUCUCAGGGAACAAGAUUAGCCUCCAUGCAGAUUUGCAGACAUUAACCACACCUUCAAUUCUAAUCAGGAAUUGAAAUCUGAUCCCAGUAAUGCUAAUGCAUGGUUAAAUAAGCAGGUACAAACUGUACAAUUCAGUAAAUUUCUCAUUGGCCUGGUCAAGUUGUUUGUUUCAUGGUUCAAAACAUAGCCACUGCCCCACUGGCAUCGAUUAGCAUUUUAGAUUUUCACUGCCAGUAUUCCCACUUGGGAAAAAGAUAAUAACCUACUUCAGUCUAGUGACUAAUCAGGUUACUAUACUGAGAUAGUAAAAAGGGGCUAUAAUUGCUAUAGCAUGCAUGAUGUGUACUAUUCCCACAAACUGUACCAAGCUGUACAGUGACAGCAUUUAUGCCAGAAGUGAGGAGUUGAUAUACCAGCCAAUACCAAAAUUACUGAUAUUAUCAGUAAACUAGGCUGACUAGCUUUAGUCUUGCCGUGGAAGAACAAUUGAAAUGAGCGUUGUACUAUUGUGUUCACAUUCAAAUGAGCAAAUAUUCAUUGUAGGUUGUAGUGCUACAUGUCAUGUGAUAGCCAUCACCCCUGCUGUUGUUGUAUCACAGGAAGUGACCAAUCAAGUUAAAACUGGUCUGCAUUCAGGUCUAGUUUCAACGGUUUUGCUGGCAUUUAGCUAUGCUAUUAUAUUUAUUGUAUCACACAAGAUAAAACUUUAAAAAGUUUCACAGUUGUUAAUUUCUUCAGCGUGGUUCUCGUAACAUGUACUGAUGUACUUCCAUGUUUAAAUCUCGUGCGUAGCACGUGAAUAAAUUACUGGCAAAGCACUGGCAAUUUCCCGCCAAGUAAACAAAGCAAAAUGUUCGCCCAGGAUAAACUCGAGUAGUAUAAAGUAUUAUAAAAGUGCAAAUAAAAUGUCGUUCAAUCUGAACGCUUUGCAGCAAUAAACGACAUUAUAAUAUUAUUGUAGAUUUCAUUAGGUAAAGCACAGUGGGUAAAGACUAAAGUGAUCAUUUAAUGUAUGUGUAUAUACAUGCCAUGGACUAUAAUAUAUCCACACGGCACACGCCACAAUUCACAAAUGACAUUUUUAUGUCGUUGACAUUGGAAAAAUCCAAUCAGUUUCUGCGUUACAGUUGUGUGCAAUAAAAUAAUGGACUAGCUUCCUAGCUGUGUGAAAAAGCAUUAGCUUUUCGGUCCAAUAAGCACUAAUAUUGUCUGCAAUAAUUGUGGACAUACAUGCCAUGAGGCAUGACCUUGACGUGGCGCCCAUGCAGCACAACAAUGGCGUCUCACGGUACUUUCCCAAGUUGCUGAAGCAACAAUGUGGUCGUUGACCAUGUCUACCUUUUGCCUUUACUCGUUAGGCUUUGGACAGGGUAGUUGGCGUCCUGUUUCUUGGUUUUAUAGGCCUUUCCACAGCCAUUGCCUUCUUGCUUCAUUGCCCGUUUAAUUGGCUUUGUAUGGCCGUUGUUGGCCUCGUCAGAUAUUUUGCCCGUUGGGCUUUAUAUGGCCGUUGGCCUCAUAUACCUUAAUAAGGCUUUAGUUUCACUUGCUCAUCUUAGGAGCGGUCUGUAUAGACCAUAGGUAGCUUUUCCCCAUUGUGGGUGUACUGGGUUGCUUGUAUUUGCCGCUCAACUCUGGAGCACAAGCGUGAAUUUUGUUUGUGGCUGCCCGCCAUUGCAUGUCAUCAUUUAUAUAUUUAUUGCCCAUUUGAUUCGUUUUUCCCUAAACGAGAAUAAGAAACAAAACAACAAAAUAGCAAAAUAACAAAACAAUAUACUCCCUGUUUGCCUUGUGCAAAAAUUAUGUUCAACAAACCGAUGAUGAUGAACGAUUCUUUACGAUUUACUCGCAUAAAUUUCUUCACGUUGUUUAUGCCCAGAAAGACGCAAGCACAAAUUGCCUAGAUAGCUCGCGCGCGCUCUCAUGUAAUUCCGUAGUGACGUAGACUGAUGACGUAGUAGAAUUAAUGAUUUUCCCAAAACAAACAAAAUGGCGGAAAGGUAUUUUAAACACAAACGUGAACUGAAAUUGCCCUAGAGGAACUAGAUGAAAAUACGAACAAAAGCACCAUACUUUGCUUGAACAAAAGAACUAAAUGAAAUGCAAACAAAAGCACCAAAUUUUGAUUGAAAGUCUGGCAGGACUGGGCUUUGGCUAGUCUCCUACGCAGCCUGUUCGCGGAUCCGAGGUUUUCUCCCCACUAACAGGCUGCUUACUGCAACAACACAUUCCAUUCCGAUUGUUUAGCCGAUCACAGCCUGAGUACCAAAAUCAGGAACUCGUUCGCGCUUAAAUUUACUAAUUCCGAAACAAAGAUGGCGUCGUAUGAUCAAGCAUUGUGUGAAGUCGCCCAAUAUUUCGUAUUCCUACUUUUAACGAUCAUCAGAAGAAUGCGAUUCGAACAAUAAUUAAAGAAAAAUGAGAUGUGUUUGUCAACCCGCCUACUACAGGCUUUGGUAAAUUGAUCAUAUUUCAAGUUUUGCCUCUCAUGUGAUGUGAUCGCCUGUUCCACGAAUAAUGCCAGAGCGGUAGUUUAUGGAACACCAGAUCUCGAGGCAUUGUUCUUAAAUCAUUGACUAUUUAACUGCCUUAUUUAUGUUUCGGUACCACCAGCUUAAUAAUUUACCAGAUUUCUUUAAAAAUUAUUUUGUAACAAACAGCCAAAUACAGUAGGCCUAUACAUGAACAUAUAAAGUCAACUCGAGAAAUGCUUCAAAACUUCACGAAUGUUAUAAAAGGACAAAUUAUAUUAAUUAUGUGAAACACAUGCACUCUCAAAUAAAGGAGUUUAUGUAUGGAAUUCGUUAGAAACAAAAUUUACUGAAGUAAACUCCUAUAACAUCUUCAAAAAGCAAAUUAAACAACAUUACACUUUUUGCUAUCACACAAUUGACAAUUACCAUAAGACAUGCGAUAAAACAUACUUAUAUAUAUAUAUAUAUAUAUAUAUAUAUAUAUAUAUAUAUAUAUAUAUAUAUAUAUAUAUAUAUAUAUAUAUAUAUAUAUAUAUAUAUAUAUAUAUAUAUAUAUAUAUAUAUAUAUAUAUAUAUAUAUAUAUAUAUAUGUUAGUAUAAAUACUUUAGUUAUAUAUAGCACUUUAGUUUAGUAUAUUGUAGCCCAGUCAUUGUAAAAAUUUAAAUGCAUCGCCAACAUUAGUAUUAAUUUAUAUAAUACCAACAUUGCCCUUCUUUUUCUCUCUUGUAAAUAUAGACAUAGUAUAUAUUCUUCAAAACUUCUCAUUUUACAUAUUGUAUUGACUGACUGUGUUGAAAUAAUUGACUAUGUGAUUUAAUUAUGAUCACAAAUGAACAGUAACUAGAGGCCAAAAUAAAAAGUCUACGAGGAUUUCUAGUAGGUAUCUAGCCCAAAAUCAAAGAUAUAUUUUAAGUAGCUUUUUUAUACAUGGGAAAAAUUAAAUAAAAAUAUAUAAUAUAUACAUUUGUAAACAAUAACUAUUUUGCAAUCGACAAGUUGUCAAUUUCAAAUUACUGCAUUCAAAUUAACACGAAAUCAAAAAUUAUACAUUUGCUACUUAAAACUAGCAACGUUUGACGUGAAUUUUUAAAAGCAAUGACCAAUGUAAUUCGUAAAAAGCUCUUGAACGCAUAAAACCCAAGCACUUUUGAAACGAGUUUGGGUAAUGGUCGAGUGUCGAGGGUCGAGGGUCAUAGGUCGAGGGUCGAGGUUCGGAAGUCGAGGUCGAGGGUCAAAAGUCGAGGUCGAGGGUCAAAAGUCGAGGUCGAGGGUCACACUGAUUAUAGCCUAUAGCCAGUAUAGGUAAUAUGUUAUCUCUUGGACUUGGAGGCGAAAGAGUUCUGAAAUUCUCAGAACUUUGACUUAACGAUACUCUUCAAACCGCGUAUGGUUUUGGAGGUUUAUUAGCGUUAGGGUGUGCGAGAAACAGUUGAUAUUUAUAUUUUUAAACAUCGUGUUUACAUGUCUACACCGGAAGUGCACAUGUUCCAUUGACAGUUUCAUAUUCAUAAUAUAGUUGCGAGAACGUUGUAAUAUAAUAAAAUGGAAACUUUCUUUAGUUGUUCUGUCAAAAAUAACAUGCACGAAGCACGAAUCUUUAUAGCAGGGUGAUUUUAGUUCGGUUCAGAAUUAUCUCACGACCAUUGUGAGAGAUUUUCGCUGCAUUGGGAACCGACUCGUUCUGAUAGUACAAUAUUCAAUAAAUACAAUAUAUUUUCGAAUCACCCCACCGGCACCGUACGUUCUCGAAUAGUUUUAGUAAUUUUACACUUUCUCGAAAAACAAAAAGGAACCUAAUUAUGCCCUAAGGCAUGUUCUGUACUAACAGUAAUAAAGUUAGUUAUCAGGAAAACCUUUAAAACUUUGACAACAAAUGCCAAAAAUGUAGUAUUCUAGAAAUGUUUAAUAAAAAACUAAUAUUUCCCAUUUUCGACCCUCGACUUCUGACCCUCGACCUCGACUUUUGACCCUCGACCUCGAUUUUUGACCCUCGACCUCGACUUUCGAACCUCGACCUAUGACCCUCGACCCUCGACCUAUAACCCUCGACCCUCGACCUAUGACCCUCGACACUCGAUAACAUACGUUUUUGCAAACAAAUAAAUCGUUACGAAUAUUGUUCACAUCAACAUUUUAUACUGAUACCUUGAUCAGAUCAGCUAUAUCAAGGGUACUACUUCUCCCCAAAACAAAUAAUCUAUCAUUAUUUGUCCUGUUUUCGUAACAAAGGAAACACUUUCCGCCACUACUUCAGUCACUUUCUUUCAGGGUUUAUUUUAAGAAAAAUUUAGAACUGCACACAUAGGGAUGUUACGAAGGCAAUGAGUGUGUGACUGGGGUCGAAGGAUUUUUUACCUGCAUAUAGCUGACAGAAUAAUGGUGUGGUUGGAUGGGAAACUUGGAGAAAGGCCAGGCAAACACGAUUUUGGGUGCAGGAGCUAGGGGUGUUCCCCAAUUGAAUCUAGAGCUGUUAAGUUCUGGCUAAGAUUUGUUUUACCCAACCACUCACAAAAACUCUUUCAAAACAUGUAACUGGGAAUCAUGGAUAUUCAAUAUAUGACAACCGUAAAUUUGCAUUUGAGGCAGCAAAGAAUAUUAGGUUCUCCCACUCUAAUCUCUUUUGGGGAGCAUCGCUCGCCCCAAUUUUACCUUCUUUUCUAUUACCCCAGCAUGUAAGUGUUUUGUGAGGAAAAUAGGAGGGUCUGGAGUCCUCCCCCAGAAAUCGUUUAUAUUUUUGAUGCUCAAUUAAUGACAGAAUUUCUGGAAUUUUCUGGAGCAUCCACAAGGGUAACGAGUGAAUGAGAAGACUGUUUUAAUUAAGGCUAUUUUUGUUAGUUUGGUGACUGCACAUUUGUGUUUUAAGAACUGCACAAAUGGGUUUAGAACUGCACAUUUUGUGUAGAACUGCACGUUAAAAUAAACCCUGCUUUCUUUGGAGUAUACAGAAUAUAAACAAGUUGAUUAUUUCAAACAUGCAUGUAAUAUUUUAACAGCAGUAAACACUGAGAUAUAUUUACCACUGAACAAUUAUUAAAAAUUAGUCACUACUGAAUUUGGCGGGAAACCUACGUCAUGCCGUUUCCUGAUUGGUCAAGUUGAAACAAUCGGAAUGGAAUGUGUUGUUGCAGUAGGCAGCCUGGAGUAAUCAUGCAAUGUUACUCGUACAAUUAGGGAUUAAUAAUACUCGUGAUGUUUGGAAAUUUGCCAAAUUGGACUCACCCCGGCGGCUCGUCCAAUUUUGGCAAAAUUUCCAAACAUCGCUCGUACUAUUAAUCCCUAAUUGUACUCGCCAUCGCAUGAUUACCUAUACUAAUUAACACUCAUGUAAACCCAAAAUAUUCAGAUAGAGCAAAGAAAUUUAAGCGAAAAGCAUUUGAAUUUACUGUUUCGAGAAUUUGAGUUGCUUGGUUUGCAAGCGGUACAAAAAAUAAUUUCACACGUAACGGCCUGCAAGCUAAGCACUCCUUUUUCAUCUCGCUCCGUUUAGAAACCGUACUCAAAUUGUUGCGGCAAAAGUGACGUUUUCAAACAAUUUCGCUCCGGCGAAGUAAGAAUGUGACGGCUAAUUAGCCAUUUCCCAAUCGAGCAGAGGACUGGGUCUAGUCGCUUGUUUGGAGGGACAAAAAAUAAACAAUAUGCUGAAUAUGGCAUGUAAGAAGUUUUCCUACAUUCCUAAAGUUAUUUGUGCAACCUGAAACGCAACAAUUAUAAUAAGACAUCCUUUAUUAUAUAUUUAGCUCGCUUACUAUACUUGUUGUCCCUCCAAACAUCAACUAAACCCAGACCUCUACUCGAUUUUGAAUUGGCUGAAGAAAGUCCGUACGCUAGCAACAAAUAAUCUAAUUGUGACUUUUCUGCGCCGUUUGUUAACCGCCCCGGCGUUGUGUGAACGUAGUCUUAAAGCGGCAGUCAAGUCCGUUUUGUGCAUGUAUCGACUUGGGCGUGGUUUUUACAUAGUUUUUGAAAUAUAUUGAAAUAAUCUUAAAAUAUAACUACAUGCAGAAAAAGUAUUUAUCUCUCUUCACGGGAGGAAGGUACUUUCGAGUUGGGAUCGAGUUCGAGUUUGAUUUCGAGUUAAUUUAAUUGUAUCGGGAUUUGCGAUCUUUCCCAGUAGUUUUCGAGCUGCUCCGAUUGUUGCGUUUUCUUCAAACACGAGCUUUAGAGGUGUGUCGACUUAACACUUGCCCGCUUGCCCGAGGCAAGUGAAUAUCAUGACGGGCAAGUAAACAUUCCAAACGCGAUGUUUCGUGAUUUUUCCCUCUCUUCACAAACAAUCCAUACUGUAUUGUACAAUACUCAGUGAAUUCACAUUGAAUACCUAACAUGACCUCGGACAUUCUAAUUAACUAUUGGCGUAGUUACUAGCCGUGAAAUCAUGUAAAUAACGUAGCAUUUUAGACAACAACGGCAUACUAAAAUGCUCAAGAGAAAACAAUUUGUUUUACUCGCUUUUCGUAUAUUUUCCGAACGUGAAGUAUUUAAAGUAGUUGUCAAGGUAACACUCUAAUUUUAUUAAGAAUAUUUUUAUAAUUGAAAAAUCCUCAGAAAAGAUCACUUUUAAUACAAAAUUAUAUCAGUUUCCCCAAAAAUAUAUAUGUUAGGUAUGUUAUUAUCAUAGAUAUCUUAAUAUAUACACUAGAUAGUGCAUCUAAUUAUUCUGCAAUUCAAAAAUUGAAGCCGUGAUUGCAGUCUCAGGUCGUUCCCAUGAAAUGAGAGAAGAUUCGUAUAUUUCCUAUUUCUUAAACAGGGAACUUAAAUAUUAAGUUAACCCUAUUCCAAAUACAUUUUUAAAGUAUUCAAAUGAUGAAAGUUAUUGUUGUUUUUAAGUAUUUAUUAGCGAGUGGGAACGACCAACAUGGUCGCCACCAUCUAUUCAAAUGGUAACCGCUGGAAUAUUCUUGGCUUUAGUUUUACUAAAAGAGAUGCGCUAUCUAGUGUAUAUAAGAUAUCUAUGGUUAUUAUACGUAAAAUAGGCUUCUAUUUCGCUGUCGUUAUAAUGCAAAUUUUAAAUUAGACAAAUUAGUGUUCGCUAUUCAUGGCAGUCUAUAUUUUGAGAUCGGUGAGGAUGACCACCCACGCAAGAUAUUAUUGAUGAACUUAAUUUAGACUUCGCUAACGCUUUCCUUUCCCCGGUGGUAAAUACCCGGGCGAAAUUAGUACCCCGGGGGCCCCGGGCUUACGCCCCGCGCGCCCUUGGUUCGGGGAAAAUACAUAUUAUAAUAAAUUAUAUUAUUUUCUCUCAUUUCUCUCAUAUAGGAAGUCAAAUUGGGACAAUUAUAGCAUACCCUCUAUCUGGAUGGCUUUGCGCAAAUGGCUUUGCUGGUGGAUGGCCGUCCGUAUUUUAUGUAUUCGGUAAGUUUGUACCAUUGAACUAUAAGUAAGCUGGAACGAUAAGUUGGCCGCCAUCUUUGAAGCCGGUUAUGAGUGUUUUCUGCAGGUAGCC